Molecule: messenger RNA, 1659 nt
Organism: Lithohypha guttulata
Lineage: Eukaryota; Fungi; Ascomycota; Eurotiomycetes; Chaetothyriales; Trichomeriaceae
Gene: THR4
Product: threonine synthase
Exons: 1
Coding region: 1-1659 (552 amino acids)
Biological process (GO): L-threonine biosynthetic process
Molecular function (GO): pyridoxal phosphate binding; threonine synthase activity
Source: RefSeq, a predicted model, not a curated record
AUGUCGGAAAAAUCCAGAUACUCAAGCACGAGAUACCACGAUCCCGGCCAGCAGGAGUUCUUCAGCUUCGAGAAUGUUGUGCUCAAGGGAUUAGCUUCUGAUGGGGGGCUUUUUCACCCUGACAGCAUUCCGAAUGUCAGAAACAAUCUCCUCGACUGGAAAGACCUGCCAUUUCCAGAUCUUGCAUACGAAGUGAUCAGGCUCUACGUUGACGAAAGUGAGAUCUCAAACGCUGAACUAAAAGAUAUUGUGCAUAGAUCGUACUCAACAUUCCGGCAUCAGGACAUUGUCCCCACAGUCACACUCGACAAGUCGAAAAACUUACACCUGCUUGAACUCUUCCAUGGUCCUACGUUUGCCUUUAAAGAUGUCGCACUUCAAUUCCUUGGAAAUCUUUUCGAGUUCUUUCUUGUUAGGAAGAACAAAAAUAGUGAAGCUUCUCAGUCUCGACACCACCUGACUGUCAUUGGAGCAACCUCUGGCGACACCGGUAGUGCAGCUAUCUACGGAUUAAGAGGCAAGAAGGAUGUCAGUGUCUUCAUCAUGUUUCCAGACGGCAAGGUCUCUCCGGUCCAAGAAGCUCAGAUGACCACAGUACUUGACCCCAACGUGCACUGCUUGGCUGUCCAAGGCACGUUUGAUGACUGCCAGGAUUUCGUCAAAGCAGCUUUCGGUGACGCAGAAAUGAACAAGAUACACCACCUAGCUGCCGUGAACAGUAUAAAUUGGGCCCGGAUUCUAGCACAGAUCACAUACUACUUCUAUUCUUAUUUCUCACUAUUGAAGACCGACCCUGAUCUGAAACCAGUCAAAUUCGUUGUGCCUACUGGUAAUUUCGGAGACAUCCUAGCUGGAUAUUAUGCCUCACGAAUGGGCCUGCCAGUCAACAAGCUGGUCAUAGCCACGAACGAAAACGACAUUUUGCACAGAUUCUGGGAAACGGGCACAUACAGCAAGAAGUCAAAUUAUCAUCCAACCAAAAACCCUCAUAAUGGUAUACCAGCUGAUGGAUCGCAAGCCCAUGCGGAAGGUGUUAAAGAAACCCUUUCCCCAGCAAUGGAUAUUUUGGUAUCGUCAAAUUUUGAGCGUCUGCUAUGGCACUUGGCGCUCGAGAACGAGUUUGCUAUCAAUCCUCAUGUUAAGCGAGAAUCGUCAGUGCGUGUUGCUGGUGGGAAAAUCGCCGCUUGGUUCCAAGAUCUGAAGACCACAGGUAAAUUCACUGUUGAGCCAGAGCUACUCGAUAAUGCUCGGGAAAUCUUUGCCACUUAUCGUAUCAGUGACAAGCAAACUACAGAGACUAUUCGUGCUUGUUAUCGAGGUGAGGCCGUAGAGAAGAGCGGAUAUGUGCUGGACCCUCAUAGUGCAAUUGGUAUUGCUGCCUCGUUACGGGAGAUCUCAAGCCCGGAACACAACAAAGAUGUGGCUGUGGUUUCUCUAGCCACUGCACAUCCAGCCAAAUUUGCGAAUGCUGUCGACCUGGCCUUGGAGCACGAAUCUGGAUUCAGCUUCGAUACUGUACUGCCUGAGCAGUUCGUUGGGCUUGACAAGAAGGAAAGAAAAGUAAUAAAGGUUCCUGCUAACACCGACCUUGCCGGUAUCCGUGAGCUUGUCACAAAGGAAGUGGAGAAGGAGAAAGAGGAGCGGAAUGGCAGUACCUAG